Messenger RNA from Blastomyces dermatitidis ER-3, 2325 nucleotides. RefSeq names its product anaphase-promoting complex subunit 5. Gene Ontology annotation, molecular function: protein binding. The coding region runs from base 1 to 2325 and encodes 774 amino acids. Gene Ontology annotation, cellular component: anaphase-promoting complex. The transcript has 7 exons. The record is from RefSeq and is a predicted model, not a curated record. Lineage: Eukaryota; Fungi; Ascomycota; Eurotiomycetes; Onygenales; Ajellomycetaceae. Gene Ontology annotation, biological process: anaphase-promoting complex-dependent catabolic process; protein K11-linked ubiquitination; positive regulation of mitotic metaphase/anaphase transition.
AUGACUCGUUAUUUGACCCCCUCCAAGAUCACUCUUCUGGCCCUUGUGUCCGUCUAUGCUGAAGGCGUAGUUCCCAAUUCUGCCAUCGUUCCUGUCCUCUCAUUUCUUGUCUCCCAUCUACUACCUCUUCAACCCUCCACUCAACGCCUCACAUCUACCAACACAACAACCGAAGCAAACAGCCAUGCUAUCUCCAUCCAAGACUUUGAGGUUGCUACAUUACCCCUAGCUUCCUCUAUCCCGGGUAGAACCGUCUGGGACCUGCUGCUGAAAAAGCUAUGGAAGCUCGACUGCGCUGAUGCCCUCGAUGAGUUCUUUGCAGGCAUAUCAAGCAUGCUCACGAAGACGCGCGAGGAGCUGAUCAAUGACCGGAACAAUGGUAUUGCGCCGGAGACGGGGCACAUGCUUAUCUCCCGCGCAUCACUGCUUGGUGUAUUUGUCCGAAGGGCGUAUCUUGAGUACACUCGCCUUCAGUUCCACGAUGCGGUGGCGCUAUGGAGAGGGCUAGUCAAGUAUCGGUUGCCAACGUAUCAGCUGUGGGCGAAGAGAAAUCCUUUAGAUAGCCAGGCCGCGGUGGAUGUCAAUCUAGUUAAGCUUGGCCUAGAUCUAACGAGUCCCCUUGCUAAGGUGGUAUAUGGCUCGCUAGAAGAAGGGAAAGAUACGGAAUUGGGAAUGAGCACGAGGGAUAUUGAGCGGUUGUUGGAUUUUCAGGUUGGAGAGAUGCAGGGCAACGGAUGCAGGAUUACGGGCGAAAUGAGAUCGCGCCUGGAACAGAUGGUGAUGUCUGGAGUGUCUGUACCAAGCUCGCAGCAUUAUAUAAAAUUCCUCGAUUCCUGGAAAGCAGGAGAUUAUUCCUCUUCCUUUGAUCAUUUACAUCGCUAUUUUGACUACACUAUGCAAAGCCGUGACAAAACCUUCUACCAAUAUGCCCUGCUCAAUCUUGCCAUUCUCCAAGCCGAUUUUGGCUGCCAUGCAGAGGCAGUCUCAGCCAUGCAGGAGGCCAUUUCGAUUGCCAGGGAAACUCAUGACAUGAGCUGUCUCAAUUUCUGCAUGAGCUGGCUUUACCACUUUGGAAAAGCCUUUCCUGAUGAAAUGAAGGAUAUCCAGAGUACUGGCAUGCUGGGUAGUGAGAAGGAAGGGUUGGCGUUUCUCCAGGCUAAGGCUAGAGAGACGGAAAUGUGGGGUCUGCUGGGUACAUCACUGCUUAGUGAGGCAAAGUUGGAGCUGCAGAAUGGCGAGAGUGUGGCGUCGGCAUUUGAACAUAUCGUCAAAGCCUCUUUUCUCAAUGUAACGAAGGAUAUAUCUAAUUCAGUCGGACCUCUGCUUAUGCUGCAAGCGUCGGCAUAUGUUAGGAUAGGGGUUACACAUCUGGCAUGGUCUAAUUGCGAGAUCUUUCGAGAAUGCUACACAAAGCAAGCUCCAUUUGAAGACCACCUACGGGUAAUAUGUCGGAGUAGCAUGCUGUUGGCUGCUAAAGGGAGCUAUGACCAGUCGAUGGCCCGAUUAAAUGAGAUAUCUUCCGAUUCGCUACGAGUUCUUAAGAACCAACAAAAUUGGACAUUCUUUUGCGGGCUUCUGAAGUUGCAAAGACAACUACAUAGGGAUGAUAAGCUGGCAGCAGAGCACCUCAUACCCCAACUACGUGCUUGUUCUCCACCAGACGCAGAAUUAGUCUUGACACUCUCACUUUUAGAGGUUGACUUCCUCAUGCGAAAAGGCGAUUACACAGCUGCGCUCGAAAUAAUCGAGCGAAAUGCCCAGUCCAUGCGACAGGAGAACUUCGACGUUGCCACCCAGGUGAAAAUACUAGUGGCAAAAGCAAGGAUCUUUGACCAGACCAACCAACCGGAAAGAGGCUUCUCGUUAGCAAUGAGAGCAGCCAAUGUCGCCCACCGAUCACGGUAUCUUCCUGGUCUAUGGGAGGCUAUCGGGGUGCUCUCUGUGAUACUCAUGACCUUCAAAGAAUUCGGAGCCGCUCUCGAGAUUCUAGAGAGCAUCGUGCCUCAAGUUCAUGAGUGUGAAGAUGCAUAUCUUACGGCACGCACAUAUUCUCUAUUAGCUGACGCCGACAUGGGACUGGCUGGCCAAGUGCAAAUGCAGAGCCAGGGGAGGGACAAAGUACGACAGAAGGAACAUAUGGCGCGCGCAGUGGAAUUUAUCGACUGUGCGUUUGAGGAGUUUUCAAACGUGGAGGAUGUGCAAGGCCAGUGCGAGAUGAUGGCGAAGAAGGCGACGGUGAUGUAUCUGUCAGGGGAUUUUGUGCUGGCGAAUGAUUAUGCGGCCAAGUAUCUAGAUUUGAAGAAGCAAGCUGCCGCAGAGAGAUAA